AUGGCUGGGCAGGUCACUCUCAAAAUUCUUGUCCUCGGAGAUAGCUUUGUCGGAAAGACAAGUUUGAUCAACCAAUUUGUUAACCGGAAAUAUUCAUGCGACUAUAAAUCGACGGUUGGCGUCGAUCUCUCCACUCGACAAAUUUCUAUUGAAGACAAAAUGGUGUGUUUAAAUGUGUGGGACCCAAGCGGUACUGAGCGUUUUCGUUGUGUAAGCGACAACUUUUUCAGAGGGACUGACGGGUGUAUUUUAGUCUGUUCUCUCACUUCGAAAGAAUCAUUUGAAGACCUCGCGAGUUGGAAAGAUGAAAUAGUCCAACGUACGUCCUCCUCGAUACCCUUUGUAGCUGUUGCGAAUAAGUCCGAUGUUGAUGAGAUGGAAUGGCAAUUGACAACAACUCGUUUUGAGUCGUGGUGUGACCUCAACAACUUCCCUCACUUUUUAGUGAGUGCAAAAGAUGCCACCAACGUCGAAAAUGCGUUUGUUGAACUUUCCAAAACUGCGAUGAAUGCGACAAAGAUCGACCCAACAAUGUUUGUUUUCUAUUCAACUCUCCUUACAAAUGUGAUGGUGUUAUUAUAA
Entamoeba invadens IP1 is the source of this 582-nucleotide messenger RNA. RefSeq lists its product as hypothetical. The coding region runs from base 1 to 582 and encodes 193 amino acids. NCBI's taxonomy places the organism in Eukaryota, Evosea, Mastigamoebida, Endamoebidae. Gene Ontology annotation, molecular function: GTPase activity; GTP binding. The transcript has a single exon. Gene Ontology annotation, biological process: phagosome-lysosome fusion. Gene Ontology annotation, cellular component: late endosome; lysosome; phagocytic vesicle. The record is from RefSeq and is a predicted model, not a curated record.